GGACUGUGAGGGAGAGCUACAUGGAGCUGGUGCGAUCUGAGUACUCCAUGGUGGAGGAGUACAACAGCCUGGUGGGCGAGGAUGUCAGGCUGGACGAGCGCUACACAAAACUCCUGAUGAUACAGACUCACCGCAAGGUGAAUGAGAGGAUGGAGGAGCUGUGCUUCCGUGGAAGCAGGUUUCAGAACGUCCUGAAAAAGAGAGACAGCCCAGAGUUUCGGAGCACGAGUCUGGCAAACCUGUUUGAUCCUGACCCCCAGGGGAACAUUAGGAGAACUGUAAUAUUACAGGGACAGGCAGGAAUGGGAAAAUCUUUCACUGCGCUGAAAAUCAUGUCAGACUGGGCUUCUGGAAAACUUUACUCGGAUCGCUUUCAGUACAUCUUUCUCCUCAAGUGCCGACAGCUUAAUCUCAUCUCAAAGAAUGUAAGCCUGGCCGAUCUGAUACUAGACUGCAGUCCAAGUUUAGAGCCAGCAAUCCCUCAUAUUCUGUCCUGCCCGGACCAGAUCCUCUUUAUUUUGGAUGGGUUUGAUGAGUUGAAUCUGUCCCUAGGUGCUAAGGAACCUUCUGCUCAUGAACCGAAUGAGAAAUGUUCAAUUGAAGUCAUUCUGAGUAGCCUUUUACAGCAGAAGAUCUUAUCCAAGUCUUUUUUGCUAAUUACAACCAGGUCAAAUGUUAUAGAAAGGCUUAAAAAAGUGGUGAAAAAUCCACAGUUCACAGAAAUCCUGGGAUUUUCAGAGAAGGGCAUCGAGGAGUACGUUCAAAAAUUCUUUAAGAAUGAACGGCAAGCGGAGCAAGCCUGUAAGUAUGUGAGAGGAAGCAGGAGUGUGUUCACCACAUGUUUCAUUCCUGUCACGUGUUGGAUUGUGUGCACUGUUCUGAGGGAGCAUUUCGAGGAAGGGACAGAUAUAAAACAUGCUCUGGAGACCACCACUUCCAUAUUUGUGUACUUUGUUCACAUAGUACUGAAGCAUCAUUAUCAGAGAUCAAGCCUCCCUGCCCAGGAGCUUCUACAAUGCCUUGGUAAUUUAGCCAAAAGAGGAUUAUUCCAGAAACAAAUCCUGUUUGAUCAGAAAGCUGUAAAAGACGCAUUUCCAGAAGGCUCACACAUUCCAUCUUCUUUCCUGAAUAAAAUCUUACUGAAGAAGAUGAUCAGCUGCCAGACGGUGUACAGCUUCACGCACCUCUCCUUCCAGGAGUUCUUCACUGCGCUCUCCUACGUUCUCUGUGAUGAAGAGGAGGCAAAGGCGAAUGUGGCGGAGGUACUCAAAGAUUCCUCCACAAUUUCCAUAUUGGAUGGCUGGAACUGCUGGAACCCUGUUGUAUCAACUCUUCCUUUUCUCUUUGGCCUUUUCAAUCAGAAAACAAGAGUCUUCCUUCAGGAAGAGUUUAACCUUUCCAUUUCAACUGCAGUUCAAUCCCAGCUACAGGAUUGGCUGAAAGAGCGGCCUCAGCCAGAUGUUAUGAGCUUGCAGCUUGAUGCACGUAGUCAAAGUGACAACGUGCUGCACUGUUUGUAUGAGAUGCACAGCAAUGACUUGGUCAGGGAGGUGAUGCAGAGCUCGACAUCAAUAGCACUUUCUGAAAAUUCUGCACAAAGAGCAGACUCUUGGGUUGUGUCUUACUGCCUUCAGUACUGCAGACGCAUAGAAAGCCUUGAUCUCUCAGAGUGUGGCUUCACACCCAAGGAUCUGGAAAUACUGCUGUCCGUGCUGCCCAGGUGUGAAUCACUAAGACUGGAUGUGAGGAGUGUUGGAAAUGAAGGGGUUAAAAUACUGAACUCAGCUCUGAAAUGUCAAGAUUGCAGAAUUCAGACACUCAGUUUAAACAGGUCUGGCCUCACAGAUGCUGCUGUUGGUGACCUCUGUUCAGCUGUGCGUGGCAUGACAAAGCUGACUUGCUUUCGGAUGGAUUUUGAUGAGCUGUCAGACGAUAAAGUGGAAGAUGUCUUCUCAGCUCUCGGCACACGUCAGACUCUCUCGGUUGUGAAGCUGGUAAUGAACAGCAUUACAGAGAGGAAAGCCUCCAUCCUGGCCCACUUCAUUCUGAGCUGUAACAGCCUAAAGGAGAUUCAGUUUGAUGCUUAUGAUCACUCUUGCAAGUGUGAUGGUGAUGAGGAGGAUGACCCGUAUUACCAUGCAUUUGGUCCAGACUGGGAUCUCUCCGUCACCAUGCUACGGCCAGAUUUACCUGAGCAGGAAGUGAAGAUGAUGGUCGAAGUUGUGGAGAAUUCUGGAGCAAACCUCCUCUGUGGAGCGUUGCUGGGAGCAGGUUUCAGCAUACAGAGGUGCAGAAUGAGAAUCACAGACAAGAAGGACCUUUGCAGUGCAGUCAGCCUCCGGCAGACAGUCACUGAGAUGGAGCUGCAGCUGUUGCCUUUGACUGAGGAGCUUCCUCAGCUUCUGUCCUUCCUUCAGAACUGCCACAGCCUGGAGACACUGGCCUAUGAUCCUCGUCAGAUUUACGACAGCGAUGAACAGACUUGUUACUUGCUAAGUCCUUUUGAUGCGAAUGAUGUCAGUGUGAUUGAUGAGGGCCUGGAGAAGCUCCUUCCUGCCCUCAGCUCCAUCCCAUCUCUGUCGACCAUGAAGCUGUUCGGGGAAUUCUUCACAGAGAAACGAGCCAGCAUCCUGAAUGAGCUCGCCCGGAGUUGCCCUAAUCUUCGCAACAUCGAGCUGCAGCGAAACAGCAGCUACUCACCUGGAAAGGCUGCAGUUUGGGGUAUCCUCCAUCCCCCGAGCCGUUCUGCUGGAGGUCACCCGCUGCUGAUGUUACUUAAGGACUACCCUACUCUUCACGUCAGUGUUUUCCAUGAAAUAAUGGAAAAGGCGCAUUUUGUGUUGGAUAAAUUUGGGUUCUUUUUUAUGAACCUUGAUUGCAAAGACAUCACUGACUUGGACCUCAAUCUGAGGAUACACCAGUUCAUCGACACAUUUGUGUGCAGUGAGAGUGAUCUGUCUGCUGAGAAGAUGUUGCACCUGGGAGCAUUCCUUCAGAAAUCCACCAACCUGAAGAUCUUCAAGUGAGAAUGCUUUCAUGCCCCAUCCCUCAUGACCUGUCAUUUCUCAGCUUACUGCCAUUACAUUACAUUACAUUACAAUACAUUGUCUAAUUUGGGAUUUCAGUGUAAGCAGCCUUCAUCCUUCAUCAAAUUAAUUGCCAGUCAGAAAUGAAAGAUGCAGAGAUUCAACCAUUCUGGGGGGCCUAUUGCAUGCAGGGAAAUAUAGUUCCAUAUGACAUCUAUGUCAUAUAUCCUUAGGGCAACAGAUGGACAGCAUUCAACAAGUGUGAAAACAAACACA
Megalops cyprinoides (Indo-Pacific tarpon) is the source of this 3302-nucleotide messenger RNA. RefSeq names its product NACHT, LRR and PYD domains-containing protein 3-like. The record is from RefSeq and is a predicted model, not a curated record. The transcript has 12 exons. NCBI's taxonomy places the organism in Eukaryota, Metazoa, Chordata, Actinopteri, Elopiformes, Megalopidae. The coding region runs from base 21 to 3026 and encodes 1001 amino acids. Gene Ontology annotation, cellular component: cytoplasm.